Molecule: messenger RNA, 666 nt
Organism: Exophiala aquamarina CBS 119918
Lineage: Eukaryota; Fungi; Ascomycota; Eurotiomycetes; Chaetothyriales; Herpotrichiellaceae
Exons: 1
Coding region: 1-666 (221 amino acids)
Source: RefSeq, a predicted model, not a curated record
AUGGGCGAGCAAUCGGACUUUAUGUCCAACUUCAUCACAGCCCACCGCGUACCUGAAGAUGCACGGAAACACUUCGAAAAGAUUGAAUGGACCAACAAAUACCUCUCCGAUCCCCUCUACAAAGCCAUCCCGACCUUUUCGCGAGUUCUCAAGGAGUCCGGCGAAGACUAUUUCUUCUCUAGAACCAUCAGCUCCCCUUCCACCAUCCCACACCUAGUUACCCUCCAAUUAAAAGACUAUAAAACCCCGGCCGAGAGCGCAAAAGGCCAGCUAAAAGGAAAACAAAAUCCCAAAGAUGCCACACCUGUUCCCAACCAUCCCGAUUGCAUUAUGUUGCUCGCGCUCGGUCGACCUGGUCUCGACGGUCAUCCAAGCGUCAUUCAUGGGGGCAUGGCAUCAGCAAUACUUGACGAGACGAUGGGCUUGUGUGUCAUGCUUCACCAUCAACACAUCUCUGGCCCGCGAGAUUCGCUUUUUACCGUCAAUUUAAACGUCACCUUCCGGGCUCCUGUGCCUACCCCCGGGGAAGUCUUUGUGAGAUGCUGGCUGUUAGGAAGAGAAGGUCGCAAGUGGAUGUCGCGCGGACAGAUCUGCGAUAAAGAUGGCCAGGUCUUGACUGAGGCCGAGGGCACUUGGGUCCUGGCUAAGAGGGAAGAAAAGCUGUAG